AUGUCGACCUCAACACAAGUCGGAGCGGACGAAGCAAAAUCGUCACGCGUAGUCUUUGCAUACGAUGACGACGGAGAAGAGGACAAUGCGCAUUCGGCGCUUCUGCCGACGGCUGCUUCCGCCUCAGCCCUGCCGCAGAGGUCAUGGCGGUCGUGCCUUUGCAAACGCUUCGUCCUCCUGGUGGCACUUCUCGCGAUGUGCGCCGGCAUCUUCGCCCUGACCAUCCACGGAAAGGAAGGUGAAUCUCUCCAGACCUUACAAGACCACAUCCAUCGACUCGAAGAUGCGCUCGCGCACACCUUCCAACGGAUCAGUACGCCUGUCUCGGCCAACGCGAUCAGCGCGAUAGACCCAAUCCACUGGGCGGCAAAGGAGCAUUCUGUCAGCUCCAACUCUGUUAUCCUACUCAAAACAGGUGCUUCGGUACUCUUCGACCGGCUACCGACUCAGCUGUUGCAGGCGCAAUUCUCGCUCCAUCUCUGGCAGUCGGGUGGGUGGAAGAAGCCCACCUUCCUCGUGUACUCCGAUGCCCCGGCGCAACUCGGUCCGUUCACCAUCCGCAACGCUCUUGCCAACGUCUCUUCCCACCUCCAGGCCAACGAAAAGUUUUCCUCGCUCUACACGGAACUUCACCGUCUGAUCGGAGAACAUAGAGCAGAGAGCUUCGAGCACGGUUGGCAGCUGGAUCGGUUCAAAUUCUCCCCAUGUGGGCGGAUGCUUUUGCGCGAUCCGACAAAGGAACAGAUCUUCGGUUGCGCAUCGAUCCUCGUCGCCAACCAGGAGGUGUUCGCUAACGGUGGCUGUCCCUAUGUCAUCUCUGGCGCGUUGAUGCGAGCGACCUACGGAAAGGAUCCACAUUUCGCACAGCGAUUCGAGGAUGACGUGGUGAACUCUUGCUGUGGGGACGCAGAGUUGAGUAUUGCGCUACGAAAAAGUGCCACAGUGCCAAUCAAGAGGCUCGGCGACGCAGGGGCGAGGUUCAACGGCGAGCGACCGAGGGAGGUGCUGUUCGAGGAGGGGAACUGGUGUACACCGGUGCUGAGCUUUCACCACGUCACUUCGGAGGAGGUGAAUUGGUUGUCAGGAGUCGAACGGGAGAUUCGGACCAGAUCGAAUGGGACAGUGCUGUACAGCAGUUUCUUCGACUACGUCACUCCUCCGGAGCUCAAACUGGCGCUGGACGUAAUAGAGAACGCCCGCAACGCAAGCGGUGUGGAUUUGAACCCGACACUGGACAAGUGGGAGGCGUUCAGCGGAUCCGAUCAUCACGUCAAGCAGGCGAGUCGAGCAAACGGGGCGGAGGGGUGCAAGAAGCAAUGUCUCGAGAGUGGAGAAUGCACGAGCUGGGUGUGGAGCAAGGCAGACCAGGAUGCCGAUGGAGAGUGUCACACGAUGCACGACGGUGUCAGAGUGGGCAAGGAGUAUAAAGGCACAGGAACUCGCACCAGCGGAUGGAUCGCGAAGGAAGUCGCCAGCUUCAAGUCUAGACACGCUUGCAAGGCUCCCCCGUCGGCCUGA
Molecule: messenger RNA, 1518 nt
Organism: Kalmanozyma brasiliensis GHG001
Lineage: Eukaryota; Fungi; Basidiomycota; Ustilaginomycetes; Ustilaginales
Exons: 2
Coding region: 1-1518 (505 amino acids)
Source: RefSeq, a predicted model, not a curated record